This is a messenger RNA of Rhagoletis pomonella (apple maggot), 774 nucleotides long. Its product is annotated as homeobox protein abdominal-A homolog. The transcript has 3 exons. Gene Ontology annotation, cellular component: nucleus. NCBI's taxonomy places the organism in Eukaryota, Metazoa, Arthropoda, Insecta, Diptera, Tephritidae. Gene Ontology annotation, biological process: anterior/posterior pattern specification; negative regulation of transcription by RNA polymerase II. The record is from RefSeq and is a predicted model, not a curated record. The coding region runs from base 1 to 774 and encodes 257 amino acids. Gene Ontology annotation, molecular function: DNA-binding transcription factor activity, RNA polymerase II-specific; RNA polymerase II cis-regulatory region sequence-specific DNA binding.
AUGUCAAGACAAGAAACUAACAUUUUCUAUCUUUUUCUUUCCUUUUUCUUAGGUACAAAUGGCCUCCGAAGGCGUGGUCGGCAAACGUAUACCCGCUAUCAGACGCUCGAAUUGGAAAAGGAGUUCCACACAAACCACUACUUGACCCGCCGACGAAGAAUCGAAAUGGCGCAUGCACUCUGCCUCACCGAACGACAGAUCAAGAUCUGGUUCCAGAAUCGACGAAUGAAGUUGAAAAAGGAAAUUCAGGCGAUCAAAGAGCUCAACGAGCAGGAGAAACAAGCGCAGGCGCAGAAGGCGGCAGCACAAGCGGCGGCAGCAGCGGCGGCGCAGGCUAAUAAUAAUAUUAAUAGUAACAAUAAUAAUAUUACGAGUAAUAAUGAUAGUAACAGCAACAACAAUAAUCCUAAUGCUAAUACUACUUUUAACCAUAACUUUACAAAUAAUAUUACAACAGCCACAACUCCAUCGGCAGUAAGAAACCGAGCAGCAAUGCCAACACACACCGCUGCUACAGCGGCAAUGACUUGCAAUAACAAAAUGUCAACGUCAUCGCCAACAUUGUUGCCGAUGCCGUUGCCGCUGCCAUCGCCGUCACUGUCAGCAUCACCGGCACCCGCUUACCACGCAUACACACACACAGUAAACGAAAAUACCAGUAAUUUUAUCGAUAGUUUAAGCAAUGCAAAUAUUAAGUAUAAUAGAUUGAAUUUUAUUUUAAACCGAAACAUUUACGAGUAUUCGACAAUAAGUGGUGGGCACAAGUUCUAUUGA